Molecule: messenger RNA, 1244 nt
Organism: Chinchilla lanigera (long-tailed chinchilla)
Lineage: Eukaryota; Metazoa; Chordata; Mammalia; Rodentia; Chinchillidae
Gene: Vsig2
Product: V-set and immunoglobulin domain containing 2
Exons: 7
Coding region: 163-1179 (338 amino acids)
Source: RefSeq, a predicted model, not a curated record
GGGAGGAGCGUUUGCUUACCUGAGAGUGCUGGCCUCUCCCCUUGUUUGCUCUGAGAUAGCAGGGCUAGCUCCUGCCCAGCACACAGAGGCUCCCUUUGGGCACUCCCUUUCCUUCCUGAGACUCACAGACCCACACAGACCAACGCACGGAGCUAGGUGGCCAUGGCCUGGCUCCCUGGGCCUUUCCUCUGCAGGACCCUGCUGGGUUUCCUGUGCCUGAAUGCCCCAGGGCUGGCCGUGGAAGUGAAGGUGCCCACUGAGCCACUGAGCGUGCCCGUGGGCAAGACUGCCGAGCUGGUCUGCAGCUAUAGCACGUCCGUGGGAAGCAACUUCGCCCUGGAGUGGAGCUUUGUGCAGCCUGGGAAACCCAUCUCUGCGUCGCAUCCCAUCUUGUACUUCACCAAUGGCCACCUGUAUCCCACCGGUUCUAAGGCAGAGCGGGCCAGCCUGCUCCAAAGUCCGCCCACAGGAGGGGUGGCCACCCUGAAACUGGUGGAUGUCCGCCCCUCAGACACUGGAACCUAUCUCUGUCAUGUUAACAACCCACCAGAUUUCUACACCAAUGGUCUGGGACUAAUCAACCUUACUGUGCUGGUGCCCCCCAGUAGCCCCUCAUGCAGUCAGAGUGGGACGGCUUUUGUGGGAGGCUCUGCGGCACUGAGAUGCAGCUCUGCCCAGGGAGCUCCCAAGCCCGUGUACAGCUGGGUUCGCCUUGGAUCUUUUCCUACGCCUUCUCCUGGCAGUGUGGUUCAAGAUGAAGUGUCUGGCCAGCUCAUUCUCACCAAUCUCUCCCUGACCUCCUCGGGCACCUACCGAUGUGUGGCCACCAACCAAAUGGGCACUGCAUCCUGUGAGCUGACCCUCUCUGUGACCGGUCCCUCUGAGGGCCGAGUGGCUGGGACACUGAUUGGGGUGCUUCUGGGCGUAUUGCUGCUGUCAGUUGCUGUGUUCUGCCUGAUCAGAUUCCAGAAAGAGAGGAAGACGACACCCAAGGAGACAUAUGGUGGUAGUGACCUCCGGGAGGAUGCUGUGGCUCCUGGGAUUUCUGAGCAGGCUUCUCCACAGGCUGAUUCUAGGAAAGGCCUCUUGGAGAGGUCCCCGUCUGCCAGCACUGCGACCACCACCAAGUCUGCUAGCACUGAGACAACUACCAAGUCCAGGCUCCCUAUGCUUUUGUGACUUCUCCACUUCCCAGAAGAGGAUUGGUGGAGGGGAUACCAAUGAUUAAAGCCUUUGGGGUACCA